Phytophthora sojae is the source of this 1667-nucleotide messenger RNA. RefSeq lists its product as hypothetical. NCBI's taxonomy places the organism in Eukaryota, Oomycota, Peronosporomycetes, Peronosporales, Peronosporaceae. The record is from RefSeq and is a predicted model, not a curated record. Bases 6 to 1667 code for a protein of 553 amino acids. Gene Ontology annotation, molecular function: RNA binding; pseudouridine synthase activity. Gene Ontology annotation, biological process: tRNA pseudouridine synthesis; mRNA pseudouridine synthesis. The transcript is spliced from 2 exons. Gene Ontology annotation, cellular component: cytoplasm; nucleus.
AAAGGAUGAGCGCGACCGAGUCGAGUGCGUCGGCGCCUGCCUCGCCGCCCAGGGACCUGAGCACACUGACCACCAGCAACGCCACGCCGGAUCAACUUUUGGCGAUUUUGCACGAGCUCCGCAACUCGGUUGGCCCGAAGGUUGUGAACAAUGCUAUUGCCAAGGUGAUGCGCGUGCCGGUGGAGAAGCUGGGGCAGGUCACGCCCGCCGACGUGAGGAAGAAGACGAAGAAGGAGAAGCAGCUUCUGAAGCAGCAGAAGAUGGCGGAGAACGCCAACAACCCGGCAGGACCCAACCAGCCGCAGAAGAAAAAGAAGAAGCGUGAGUUUAACAUGAGCAACUACACGAUGCGUGCGGUGGCGGUCAAGUUCUUGUACCUCGGAGAAAAGUACGCCGGUUUCGCGCGCCAGGACCACAUGCCCGAGACGGUGGAGCGCUAUCUGCUGGAGGCGCUGGUUCGCUCCAAGUUGAUUGAGAAUGUGGACGAUGCUGGCUACUCGCGUUGUGGCCGGACGGACCGCGGCGUCAGCGCUUUUGGACAGGUUGUGGCGCUCCGCAUUCGCUCGAACUUGCCAGCUACCGCCGAGCUGCUCAGCGCGCCAUCGAUCGACGAUGUGCGGCCUGGCGACAAGUUCCAAGUGCGGUUGGAGUCUGGAGAGAUCAAGACGCUGACGGAGGUCGACUACGCUUCGCAUAUCAACCGCGCGCUGCCCGCCGACAUUCGCGUGUACUCGGUGGCUUCCUGCCGACCGGAGUUCAGCGCUCGCUUCGACUGCAAGGCCCGUAUGUACCGUUACUUUUUCGUGCGCCGCGACCUGGACAUUGAGAAGAUGCGCACUGCCGCGCAGUUCCUGGUGGGCAAGCACGACUUCCGCAACUUCUGCCGUAUUGACCCCAACUGCCACGUGUACGAGCGCAACGUGCGCUCUUUCGAGAUCGUCGAGUGCCCGGGUCAGCGUGCUGAUGACCCCAGCCAGCAAAUGUUCCGCUGCGAAGUCUUCGGUCGUGCGUUCCUGUGGCACCAAGUGCGCUGCAUGGUCGAGGUGCUGUUUUUGAUCGGCUCGGGCCAGGAGGAGCCCAGCAUCAUUCCGAGGCUGCUGGACAUUGCGCAGACGCCACGCAAGCCGCAGUACGACAUGGCGUCCGACUUGCCGCUUGUCCUGCACGACUGCUACUUCGCUGACCCAGACGAUGCAGAGGGGUCCGGCCCACGCUUCGAGAACACGCCGCUCGCGUUGCUGCAGGUUCACGCUCAGCUCACGGAGAUGUGGGAGAAGCGUUCUGUGCAGGCAGCGAUGCUGCGUAGCCACCUCGACGCGCUAGAGGCUUUCCGCGUCGAGGCAGCUUUGGUGGUGAAGGACUUGGAUCACUACGCGCCCAAGCUGGAACAGCUGAUGCGCGAGCGCAAGCUGCUGACCGACGAAGGCGGUGACGUCGUGCAGUGGAAGGACGUGAGUCCUCUGCUCCCGCUGUCCAAGAAGAAGAAGACGCUGCCGUUGGCCAAGCGCGACACGGGCCACUCCGUCGAUGAACGGAAGCGCAUUGCGCAAGAACGCAAGCGUCGACGUGAAGAGGGAGAAGAGGCCGCCGUCAUGCAGGCCGCCAAGGAGGUCAAGACCGAGAGCGGCGAGCACGCCAGCACACACGACAAUAAUUCUGCGUCCUGA